Messenger RNA from Lactuca virosa, 536 nucleotides. The record is from the annotation of a GenBank genome assembly. Lineage: Eukaryota; Viridiplantae; Streptophyta; Magnoliopsida; Asterales; Asteraceae.
AUGAAAUUAAGUAUUUUGCAAGCAUCCUCUUCUGGAUUCUUCAUUAGGUUUGCAUACUUGAUUUACAUUGGUCGCGAGACGUCAAAGCUCUGGAAAAGAAUUAGUGCAAAAACUACAACUGAAACCAACCUUCUAGCGGAGAACUGGAAGUAUGUUAUGGGCUUAAUUUCCAAGGUAUUUAUCGGAUUGCGAAGGCGGGAAUGUACACAUACAUCAGCAGAUUCAUGAUUUGAAAUUUCGCAUUGUCUUCUUAUUAAAUCUGAUUUCUGAAUAAUGGUUUAUGAACAAAUGGGUUGCCCUGAAUGUAAUUUUGUUAAAAUGGAUGUUUAAUUAUUUUUAAAACGAAAAAUUAGGCUAGGAUUUUGAGAUGUUACAAGGAAACCCUAAGGCCCCUUUUCGAAAAUAAGGGGGGUAGAGGCUAGGUUUUCAAGAAACCCUAGCCAAGUCGAAAUUUUAAGGGUUGGCCUAUUUUUUGAUCCAUUCAAAUUGUGCACAAUCAAUAGAAAACAAUGGUGGAUUUGAUACCAUUGAUGGGU